GCCGCUUUAUUAAAAAUAAUAAUUUCAGCUGCGAUCACGUCCAUCUCGAUGCCCUGACCCACCACCAAAAAUGUGCAUCAGUAUAGUCUGCCAUCACCUAAAGUGUAGAUUGGCCAUGGCCUGGGGCAGUUUUCACCACGAGGCUCCACCUACUACGAGUAGAUACUGGACCCAUCGGGCACUUCAAGGUGUCAUCAUCAUCAUUUCUACCAAAUAAGAUCGGAACUUGUGGAGCUGUGUCACAAAUGUUUCAUGUGUUGUGGCGAAUCAUCGGAGCAAAGUUUGGUGCCAUGCCACGCCCACAUCAUAUGGCGUAGGCAAAAUUUGUUCCCAACUUAUCAUCACCCCAAUGUGUUGUAUCUGUAAUUUUAACCGCAACUCUUUUGGUCAAAGUCCCUAGGAGGAGUUUGUAAAGGUACGACCAUUUUUUUUCCUAAGAAAAUGACCAACAGCCUUCCGAAGUUUGACGACAUGCCACGGCCACAUUUUAUAGCGUAGGCAACAUUUGUUCACAAUUUAUUAUCGAAUAAUGUGUAGUAUUUGUAAUUUUAACCACAACUCAUUAGGUCAAAGUCCCUAGGAGAAUUUCGUAGAGGUACGAACACUUUUUUCCCCAGAAAAUUGCCAACAACCAUCCAAAGUUUGGUGCCAUGCCACGCCCACAUUUUAUAGCGUAGGCAAAAUGUGUUCCCAACUUAUCAUCACCCCAGUGUGUUGUAUCUGUAAUUUUAACCGCGACUCGUUUGGUCAAAGUCCCGAGGAAGAGUUCCUAAAGGUACGACCACUUUUUUUCCUAAGAAAAUGGCCAACGACCAUCCGAAGUUUGACGCCAUGCUACGCCCACAUUUUAUAGCGUAGGCAAAAUUUGUUCACAACUUAUUAUCGACUAAAUGUGUAGUAUUUGUAAUUUUAACCUCAACUCAUUAGGUCAAAGUCCCUAGGAGAGGUUCGUAGAGAUACAAACACUUUUUUCCCCAGAAAAUGGCCAACAACUAUCCAAAGUUUGGCGCCAUGCCACGCCCACAUUUUAUAGCGCAGGCAAAAUUUGUUCGCAAUUCAUCAUCGCCUAAAUGUGUUGUGUCUGUAAUUUUAACCACGAUUAAUUGGGUCAAAGUUCCUAGGAGGAGUUUGUUAUGGUACGAACCCUUUUUUUCCCUCCAAAAUGGCCAACAUUUAUUCAAAGUGUGGCACCAUGCCACGCCCAUAUUUUAUAGCGUAGGCAACAUUUGUUCUCAAUUUAACAUUCUUUAAAUGUGUAGUGUUUGUAAUUAUAACUGCGACUCGUUUGGUCAAAGUCCCUAGAACGGGGGUCGGCAACCCGCGGCUCUAGAGCCGCAUGCGGCUCUUUAGCGCCGCCCUAGUGGCUCUCUGGAGAUUUUUCAAAAAUGUAUGAAAAAUGGAAAAAGAUGAGGGGAAAAAAAUCUAUUUUUUUUUGUUUUAGAAUGUUUUCUGCAGGAGGACAAACAUGACACAAACCUCGCUAAUUGUUAUAAAUCACACUGUUUAUAUUAAACAUUCUUCACUGAUUCAAGUAUUUGGCGAGCGCCGUUUUGUCCUACUUAUUUUGGCGGUCCUUGAACUCACCGUAUAGUUUGUUUACAUGCAUAACUUUCUCCGACUUUCUAGGACGUGUUUUAUGCCACUUCUUUUUCUGUCUCAUUUUGUCCACCACACUUUUAACGUUGUGCAUGAGUGCACAAAGGCGCUACAUCUGUGUCACUACUUCGAGGAGCAUCGUAUGGAGUGGUGUGGGAAACGUGUCAUCGAGCUGGGAGCGGGGACUGGUGUGGUUGGAAUUGUGGCUGCUCGCCUAGGUGCAGACGUGACCCUCACAGACCUGCCAGCGACUGUGCCACAGCUGCAAGACAACAUCUGGGCCAACAUGCCGUCCAGCGGGUGGCCUUCCUCCCCGCCCGCCGCCCUCCCCCUGCGCUGGGGCCAGGACCACAGGAAGUUCCCCUCGGACUGGGACUUGGUGCUGGGCGCAGACAUCGUGUACCUUCCCGAGACGUACCCGCUGCUGAUGGACACCUUGGUGCACCUGUGCAAGAACAAGGCACAGCUUUAUCUGUCUUCCAAGAUGCGAAAGGAGCACGAGACGCCACGCUUCUUUGAGGAACUUCUCCCAGAGAGGUUCGACGUGCAGCUCGUGCACCGCGACCACAACCACAACAUCAACAUUUACAGAGCAGCUCUGAACAAGGAGUUCUAGUUGAAGGAGUCACUUCCUGGUUUUAAACUUCAGGAACCUUUUUGUAUCAAUUUUAACAUUCCAUUUUUAUCUUUUUACCAGGUGUCUUCACACCAACCAUGUGGAAAACUGCACAGUCACUAUCUUUUUGGAUUCCUAAACAGUGUGUAUAUUAGGGCUGCGAAUCUUGGGGUAUAAAUAAAUAAUAAAUGAUAAAUGGGUUAUACUUGUAUAGCGCUUUUCUACCUUCAAGGUACUCAAAGCGCUUUGACAGUAUUUCCACAUUUACCCAUUCACACACUGAUGGCGGGCGCUGCCAUGCAAGGCGCUAACCAGCAGCCAUCAGAGGCAAAGGGUGAAGUGUCUUGCCCAAGGACACAACGGACGUGACUAGGAAGGUAGAAGGUGGGAAUUGAACCCCAGUAACCAGCAACACUCUGAUUGCUGGCACAGCCACUCUACCAACUUCGCCACGCCGUAUCCCACGAUUCGAUUCAAUAUCGAUUCUUGGGGUCACUAUUCGAUUCAAAAUCGAUUUUUUUUUCAAUUCAACACGAUUCUCGAUUCAAAAGGAUUCUCUAUUCAUUCAAUACAUAGGAUUUCAGCAGGAUCUACCCCAGUCUGCUGACAUGCAAGCAGAGUAGUAGAUUUUUGUAAAAAGCUUUUAUAAUUGUAAAGGACAAUGUUUUAUCAACUGAUUGCAAUAAUGUACAUUUCUUUUAGCUAUUAAAUGAACCAAAAAUAUGACUUAUUUUAUCUUUGUGAAAAUAUUGGACACAGUGUUUUGUCAAGCUUAUGAGAUGCGAUGCAAGUGUAAGCCACUGUGACACUAUUGUUCUUUUUUAUUUUUUUUUUUAAAUAAAUGUCUAAUGAUAAUGUCAAUGAGGGAUUUUUAAUCACUGCUAUGUUGAAAUUGUAACUAAUAUUGAUACUGUUGUUGAUAAUAUUCAUUUUUGUUUCACUACUUUUGGUUUGUUCUGUGUCGUGUUUGUGUCUCCUCUCAAUUGCUCUGUUUAUUGCAGUUCU
This is a messenger RNA of Entelurus aequoreus (snake pipefish), 3217 nucleotides long. Its product is annotated as EEF1A lysine methyltransferase 3-like. The record is from RefSeq and is a predicted model, not a curated record. NCBI's taxonomy places the organism in Eukaryota, Metazoa, Chordata, Actinopteri, Syngnathiformes, Syngnathidae. Gene Ontology annotation, molecular function: protein-lysine N-methyltransferase activity. The coding region runs from base 1601 to 2212 and encodes 203 amino acids. Gene Ontology annotation, biological process: peptidyl-lysine methylation. The transcript has 3 exons. Gene Ontology annotation, cellular component: cytosol; cytoplasm.